GUGGACUGGUUCAGUGGUUACAAAAUGUCCCUUGCUACAUUGGCAGGAGACCAAGGUUUGGACAUCACACAGGAUGUGAAACCUCCAAAAAGCCUAUAUAUAGAAGUGCGGUGUCUAAAAGACUACAGAGAAUUUGAAGUUGAAGAUGGUACUUCA
Messenger RNA from Rangifer tarandus platyrhynchus (Svalbard reindeer), 156 nucleotides. The record is from the annotation of a GenBank genome assembly. Lineage: Eukaryota; Metazoa; Chordata; Mammalia; Artiodactyla; Cervidae.